AUGUGCCGAUCACUAGGAGGAGCAUUAAGGGCACGCCGUAUGCAACUUCUCAAUGGCUUGCACAACAGAUCCUUUAAAGAGAGACUGCCUGCGCCGCUCGCUUCUCUCCAAGAAACAAGAACGCACUCGAGGGAAUGCGUGGCAAGGCCGCGAUUUCGAUUUCAAAAGGGCUCAGAGGCGUGUGUAAACGUUGCUUUCCGUGGAUACGUGCACAUCAGCACGCUGGGCGAACAGAGCAAGGGCGACACGCCUUCCGGAACUGAGAGCGCCUCUCGAGACACCUCCGGCACGAGCAGCAUUGGCGCGAAUCCGCGUUUUUCUCUGUUCUCUUCAGAUGUGCUGGCUCUCCCUUCUUCUCAGGCCGUUCUGCACUUUGCCAAUCAUAUAAAUCCUGCCUACCUCUUCAAUAAACAUGACCUGCUGCUUUUCCUGCAGCAGCUCGCAGUCCUCCAGCACGUGCGCAGCAGUGGCAGGAGCUUUUGCAUCUUUUGGAAGCGAGCAGCGGCAGCCCUACUUCUGCACAAAGACGACGGCAGACUGCUGCGCCUCGCCUUUCUGAAACUUGCAGAGGCAAAGUGCUCCUCCGCCUGCUUUGACCUCCUGCCGCUGGUGCAACUGCAUUCGAAGAGUUACAGCGCCUUGGAGCUGGCUGACCUCUUUUGGCAACUCUCUGUGCUCUCGCUCCCUUUAGACCGCGCUGCUGCCACGCACGCAGCCGUCGCAGCAGUGGCAACGCCCCCCGGAGCAGCUGAUGCUGCAGCUUCUGACAGGGUUCUCCUGUUUAGGGAGGCGCUGCUGCAGCCCUUGACGCGCAAGAGGAAGAUUCUGGAGAGCAGCCUUACUCAGCACCAGCAGCGGCUCAUCGUCUACAGGCUUAUCUACGGAGCCGCAAAACAAGGGCUCAAGAUUCGAGACGCUCCAGAACUCUUUCCACCAAUCAUCGAUCAAGCAUGUGAUCUGCUGGAGCCUCGUGCUACGCGCGGAGAUGGAAGCCAUGACGUCUUCUCCGCGUCUCAGACGGUGCGAAUCGUCUGGGGAUGUGCUGCCCUGCAAAGCUCCAACAGGAAGCUUUUUGAAAAAGCUCGAAGCCGCAUACUUGAGUGCGUAGAUGACUUUUCAUAUGAGGAACUCCAGAUUCUCCUACAAGUUUUUCAAGCAAUCGGGCUCGCAGACAACAUUCUUCUAGGGGCCCUUCAAUCAGCUCUGAAGCAAAUAUCCUCCCUCACCCGGGGAGUGUCGACUGUUUCUACUGCCCGUCGAAAAGGAUUCAAAAGGAAAGAGAAGAGAGUGUCCAUGACAGACCAUCUACCAUCGUAUCCGCUAUCACCCAAACCUUAA
Cyclospora cayetanensis is the source of this 1338-nucleotide messenger RNA. RefSeq lists its product as uncharacterized. The record is from RefSeq and is a predicted model, not a curated record. The coding region runs from base 1 to 1338 and encodes 445 amino acids. NCBI's taxonomy places the organism in Eukaryota, Apicomplexa, Conoidasida, Eucoccidiorida, Eimeriidae. The transcript has 8 exons.